CAUGACCUCCAACAUGAGUGUGUCUGGGAAACAGGACUUAAAGAAAGACGAGAGAAUGAUGAAGGGAAAGAGAUCAGACUCACCAGAACCCAGCUGUGUGUCCAUGAAGAGUGACGCGUCAAUGGGACGUCCAAUUGACUUCAAAACCAGAGACAAUUCUACUGAUGUGAGACCACAAAAAUCAAACAUCAGGAGAAAACAGCUGGACUCUAUAUUCAAGGAGCUGGAACACAAAGUCAUCACUCUGAUAAAGAAUGAGCUGAAGAGGUUUAGGAAGCUCCUGAGUCCAGAUUACCCAGCAUGCACUGAGAGGGAGGUGGAGGAUGAGGAGGAUCUGCACAGUGUCAGAGACGGAGCGCUGAAGAUCACACUGCACGUCCUGAAGAACAUGAACCACACAGAUCUCGCUAACACACUGCACAACAAACUCGCCCCUGUGUAUCAGACAAAGUUGAAGUCCAAUCUGAGGAAGAAGUUUAAAAGAAUUAAUGAAGGAAUCUCACAGCAUGGAAGCUCAGCACUUCUGAAUGAGAUCUACACUGAGCUCUACAUCACAGAGGGUUGGAGUGGAGACGUCAAUAAUGAACAUGAGGUGAGACAGAUUGAGGCAGCGUCCAGGAGACCAGCAACACAGGAGAAACCCAUCAAAUGUAAUGAGCUCUUUAAAGACAAGUCCAUCAGAACUGUGCUGACUAAAGGAGUUGCUGGAAUUGGAAAAACAGUCUCUGUGCAGAAGUUCAUCCUGGACUGGGCUGAAGGAGAAGUAAAUCAGGACGUCACCUUCAUGUUCCCACUUCCCUUUAGAGAGCUGAAUCUGAUGAAGCAGAACAAUCUCAGUCUGAUGAAACUUCUUCAUCACUUUUUCCCAGAAAUAAGAGAACUAGAAUCAAUAGACUGUGACUCCUACAAAGUGGUGUUGAUCUUUGAUGGUCUGGAUGAGUGUCGACUUCCUCUAAAUUUCCAGAAGAAUGAGAGAUUGUGUGAUGUGACAGAGUCAGCCUCAGUGGAUGUGCUGCUGACGAACCUCAUCAAGGGGAAUCUGCUUCCCUCUGCUCUCCUCUGGAUAACCACAAGACCAGGAGCAGCCAAUCAGAUCCCUCCUGAGUGUGUAGACCAGGUAACAGAGGUACGAGGCUUCAGUGAUCCUCAGAAAGAGGAGUACUUCAGGAAGAGGAUCAGUGAUCAGAGACUGACCGAUAAAAUCAUCACUCACCUGAAGUCUUCAAGAAGCCUCUACAUCAUGUGCCACAUCCCAGUCUUCUGCUGGAUCUCAGCCACUGUUCUAGAGAGAAUGUUGGGUGGAGCAGAGGGUGGAGAGAUCCCCAAGACUCUGACUCAAAUGUACACACACUUCCUGAUCUUUCAGAUCAAACACAAGGACCAAAAGUACCAUCAGAAAUGUGACCCUGAUCCUCAGCAGACCAGAGAGAGUAUCAUGGCACUGGGAAAACUGGCUUUCCACCAGCUGGAGAAAGGAAACCUGAUCUUCUAUGAGGAAGACCUGAGCGAGUGUGGCAUUGAUGUCAGAGAAGUGUCAGUGUACUCAGGAGUGUGUACCCAGAUCUUCAGAGAGGAGUUUGGGCUUCACCUGGGGAAGGUGUUCAGCUUCGUACAUCUGAGUGUUCAGGAGUUUCUGGCUGCUUUAUACACAUUUCUCUCCUUUAUUAGCAGAAAUGUAACAGAACAUCAAACCUCUGAUCUGUCUGAUCUUUUCAGGAAGUCAAACAUGUCUGAUCUCCUCAGGAGUGCAGUGGACAAGGCCUUACAGAGUGAGAAUGGACACCUGGACCUGUUCCUCCGCUUCCUUCUGGGUCUCUCACUGGAGACCAAUCAAACUCUUUUACGAGACUUAAUGCCACAGACAGGAAGCAGAUCUCACAGCAAACAGGAAACAGUGGAGUACAUCAAGGAGAAGAUCAGGGAGAAUCCAUCUCCAGAGAAAUCCAUCAAUCUGUUCCACUGUCUGAAUGAACUGAAUGAUGAUUCUCUAGUGCAGGAAGUACAAACUUAUCUGAAGAGAAGAGGUGACAGACGUCUCAGUGACACCAGACUCUCUCCUGGUCAGUGGUCAGCUCUGGUGUUUGUGUUACUGACCUCAGAACAGGAGCUGGAUGUGUUUAAUUUGAGGAAAUAUGAUCCAUCACAUGAAGGUCUUCUGAAGCUGCUGCCAGUGGUCAAAGCCUCCAGAAAAGCUGAGCUGUGGAAGUGUAAUCUGACAGAGGAAAGCUGUAGAGUUCUGUCCUCAGUUCUCAGCUCAAACUCCUCCAGUCUGAGAGAACUGAACCUGAGUGGCAAUAAUCUGCAGGAUUCAGGAGUGAAGCUGCUCUCUGAUGGACUGAAGAAUCCACACUGUACACUGGAGAUACUGAGUCUGUAUGAGUGUAAUCUGACAGAGGAAAGCUGUAGAGUUCUGUCCUCAGUUCUCAGCUCAAACUCCUCCAGUCUGAGAGAACUGGACCUGAGUGUCAAUAAACUGCAGGAUUCAGGAGUGAAGCUGCUCUCUGAUGGGCUGAAGGAUCCACACUGUACACUGGAGAUACUGAGGCUGUGUGACUGUAAUCUGACAGAGGAAAGCUGUAGAGUUCUGUCCUCAGUUCUCAGCUCAAACUCCUCCAGUCUGAGAGAACUGGACCUGAGUGACAAUAACCUGCAGGUUUCAGGAGUGAAGCUGCUCUCUGAUGGGCUGAAGGAUCCACACUGUACACUGGAGAUACUGAGGAUGCAGGACUGCAGUAUUAAAGAUAAAGGUUGUGCUGCUCUGGCUUCAGCUCUGAGGUCAAACUCCUCAUCACACCUGAGAGAACUGGAUCUGAACUAUAAUAAUCCAGGAGAAUCAGGAGUGAAUCUGCUCUCUGAUCUACUGAAGGAUCCACACUGUAAACUGGAGACACUACAGUGAGUUACUGAUUUAACUACCAAAUUAAUCUGUUUUUCUAGUUUAAAGUCACCAUCCAUUAAAACCCCCAGGUUUUUGACAACAGGCUUCACAAAUGACUUUAAGUCACUCAGAUCUACAUCACGAGUAUUAAUCUUACCGCCAGGUCGAAAUAAAAUUAUUUCAGUUUUAUCUUCAUUAAACUUUAAGAAGUUGGAGGCCAUCCAGGCUUUAAUAUCUUCAAGACAUCUCAGCAAAGGUGCUACAGAGUUUGCAUCCUUCCGUUUCAAAGGCAGAUAGAGUUGCAAGUCAUCUGCAUAACAGUGAAAUGAAAUGCCAUGUUUCCUAAAAAUAGACCCUAAAGGUAAUGUAUAUAAAGAAAAUAAAAUCGGUCCAAGAAUGGAACCCUGAGGGACUCCACAUACAAGAGAUGUAGUAGAAGACACAAAUUCCCCAAGACGUACAAAGAAAGUUCUUUCACCCAGAUAAGAUUUAAACCAUUGUAACGCGGCACCCUUUAUACCAACACAAUGCUCAAGGCGAGAGAUUAGUAUAUUGUGAUCUAUGGUGUUGAACGCAGCAGUAAGAUCUAACAGCAAGAGAACAGCAUAGUUACCUGCAUCAGUGGUCAAUAAUAAAUCAUUAUAAACUUUUAACAGGGCCGUUUCCGUGCUGUGAAGUGAUUUAAAACCAGAUUAGUACAACUCUUGCAAGCUAUGCAAGUCUAGAUAGGCUAAUAAUUGACUAAAAACAACUUUUUCCAAUAUUUUGGAAAGAAAUGGGAGUUUAAAAAUGGGUCUAAAAUUAGCAAGAACCGAUGAAUCCAAGUUAGGUUUUUUUAUCAGUGGUUCCACUAUAGCGUGUUUAAAAUGUAGGGGUACAACUCCAUGAGUGAGACUACAA
Molecule: messenger RNA, 3778 nt
Organism: Tachysurus fulvidraco (yellow catfish)
Lineage: Eukaryota; Metazoa; Chordata; Actinopteri; Siluriformes; Bagridae
Product: NACHT, LRR and PYD domains-containing protein 3-like
Exons: 9
Coding region: 2-2899 (965 amino acids)
Molecular function (GO): protein binding
Source: RefSeq, a predicted model, not a curated record